AUGACCUUCGACACCGCCUCCAAGCCUCGACACCUUCGAGACGACGCCGCAAUCCUCAAGCCCAGCAUCAUCCCGCAAUCGCGCGAGACCGGCCAUGUACUCCCCCAAUCCCAGCCCGCCGGGGCGCCGGUGACGGUCAAGCAAUCGCCCUUCGCGAAGUCAUGGGCGCAUCUCAUAGCCGGAGGCCUCGGCGGCAUGGCCUCCGCAACCCUCACCGCGCCCCUCGACGUCCUCAAAACCCGCCUCCAAAGCACCUUCUACCAGAACCACCUCGCCGCCUCCCGCACCGCUCGGGGCCUUCCCCCCAUCGAAACCAUGUCCCUCGCGCGCUCAUCCCUCCUCCAUGUUCGCGAGACCUUCCAGAUCCUCUUCGAAGUCCCCGCCGCCGAGGGCUGGCGAGCGCUGUUCAAGGGCCUAGGCCCCAACCUCAUUGGCGUGGUCCCCGCGCGCGCUAUCAACUUCUACACAUACGGCAACGGGAAGAGAAUUAUCGCGGAAUGGGGCAAUGGCGGUAAGGAGAGCGCCUGGGUGCACCUGUGUGCCGCAGCCAGCGCGGGGAUUGUAACGGGCACAGCGACGAAUCCGAUCUGGUUAGUGAAGACGCGGUUACAGCUCGACAAGUCAACGCACUCCGAUGGGAAGGGGCGGCAGUACAAGAAUGCGCUGGACUGUACAAUGCAGACGGUGCGGAAAGAAGGAAUCAGAGGAUUGUACCGGGGACUGAGCGCGAGCUACUUGGGCGUAACGGAGAGCACGCUGCAGUGGGUGCUAUACGAGCAGAUGAAGCUGCGGCUGGCGCGGCGGGAAGAGCGCGUCCAAGCGAGGGGAGGCCUGCCGACGUGGUGGGAUGAGACGGUGCAGUGGACGGGGAAGCUGGGGGCGGCGGGAAGCGCCAAGUUUGUUGCGGCGUUGAUCACGUAUCCGCAUGAGGUCGUCCGCACCCGCCUCCGCCAAGCGCCGCUAGAAAACGGCGCGCUCAAAUACACCGGGCUCGCGCAAUGCUUCAAGCUCAUCUUCAAAGAAGAAGGCAUGGUCGCGCUCUACGGCGGGCUCGUCCCGCAUAUGCUCCGCGUCGUCCCCAGCGCGGCCAUUAUGUUUGGAACCUACGAGGGUGUGCUGAAGCUAUUAGGGACGUCGAGUAACGUCGACUAG
Mytilinidion resinicola is the source of this 1152-nucleotide messenger RNA. Its product is annotated as mitochondrial carrier. The record is from RefSeq and is a predicted model, not a curated record. Gene Ontology annotation, cellular component: mitochondrion. The transcript has 3 exons. The coding region runs from base 1 to 1152 and encodes 383 amino acids. Gene Ontology annotation, molecular function: pyrimidine nucleotide transmembrane transporter activity. Lineage: Eukaryota; Fungi; Ascomycota; Dothideomycetes; Mytilinidiales; Mytilinidiaceae. Gene Ontology annotation, biological process: pyrimidine nucleotide import into mitochondrion.